AUGGAGAUCCCUUCCGGACAAUCCGGUGUUCUUUGCGGGAGAUGGCAAAGCGGGGGCAAAAGCCUCGGCAUCUCCCUGCAAGGAGGUGAGCUGUCUCUGCAGUUUGGUGCGGAGACUUCCUCUUGGCAGGUAACGCCUGAGGUGCACACCGAGAAGGAGUGGCCCAAGACAUGGAUUGCAUCACCGGCGGGCUCGCAGGACAUGCAAUGCCGCCUGGAGAUGGAGUCGUCGAAUUCACAGCUGGUCGUGAGGACCGGAGACAGCAGUGAGCUGUUCAGCCGAGUCUCUGCACCAGCGAAUGGAGCCGCGAAGGCGCCGGAGCCGCUGGAGAUCGAGGCCUCUCCAUCCAGAUCACGUUCGAACUCAUGCUCGGGUUCGAGAUCUCGUUCCUCAUCAUCUACGAAGCAAGGCAAGAAGAGUCAGGAUGCCAGCUCUGGUUGGCUGAAUUUGCGCUCAGUGUUUCUCUUUGCCCUGAAAGCACGUUCCGGCCUGUCUCCGCCCCGCUGCCAUUUAUGCUUUCUCAUCAUAGAUCUUGAGCCUUCUUCCACUGCUUCGGGUCGCCCUGCAGAAGGUGAAACGCAUGGCCUGUGGAUGAGCCUUUUCCAGGCGCGGGAGUGGUGGAGCACCCAAGUUAGCGAAGAUGAAGAGUUUGACACCGGUUGUUUGUGCCUGGCCAACAUUGACAAUGAACCAAGCGGCGCGAACAAGAUCAUCACUGGAAGCUACCAGGGAAUGCUCCGCAUGUACUACCCGAAGCAGAAGGAGUACAAAAUCGAGGACCUCAUCCUCGAGAGCAACAUGGAGGCGCCGAUCCUUCAGAUUGAGGCAGGCAGAUUUGUGCAGGGCAGUCGAGAGAUCUGCAUGGCUUUGCUUCACCCACUGAAGCUGUCAGUGUAUAUGGUGUCGGCAGUUUCGUCUGGCGGCUCGGUUAACUACUACUCCAUGGCUCUGGCCUAUGAGCACAAGCUUUCAAGGCCGGCCUUCAACAUGUGUUACGGAUGUUUUGGUGGUGUUAGAGAUCGUGAUUAUUUCUGCGUCCAGUCGUUGGAUGGCGUGCUGUCCUUUUUCGAGCAGGAGUCGUUUGCCUUCAGCCGGAUGUUGACAACGAAUUUUCUGGUGCCCGGUCCCAUAUGCUAUGUGCCAAAGAUCGACAGCUUUGUCAUAUGCACCGAUGCAAUGUGUAUAGAGGCCUAUCGGUACCAGGUUCUGGCAGCUGCUGCAGACAACGUGGACCAAACAGCAGGAGACGGCGCCCCUGGCAAGAAGGUCCAG
This is a messenger RNA of Symbiodinium necroappetens, 1272 nucleotides long. Lineage: Eukaryota; Dinophyceae; Suessiales; Symbiodiniaceae. The record is from the annotation of a GenBank genome assembly.